GUAACGAAAUGGGCAAUUCCCAUUUGCUCUUAAAAGUAUACUCUCCUACUCCUACAGCCUUGUUACUGCCAUUGUAGAAUGCCCUUAAUAUCGGCCUAAAACUGUCAUGUGCGACUUUGGCCUUUUCGCUUAUAUUUAUUACGUCUAUGUUUGAUAGUGUAAUAGAGAGAGUGUGAUCAUUCAUAAUAAUAGUUUAAUCCUCUGGAUUUUUGGUUUUAUUCUCUCUUCGAAUCAUUUCGAACUCCUAAACAUAUUUGCAUUAAAUAAACAUAUUAACGUGUUAAUAUGUUUGGCAAGAAAAAAGAGUCGAGACGACUCAGGCCAGUUGAUGACUUAGAACAGUAUGGUAUCUUCCAAGUACCUGAUAUAAAUAUAGGUAAUAUUGAUGAUAAUACGAUAGAAAAUGAUGGCAACGAUGAAGACUUAGAGGCUGAAUUAGCUGCUUUGGCAGCUGGUAAUGAUACAGGCUACAAAAGUAGGCGCAACAUUGCACGCAAAGCUGUUACCAACGUUAAUUUGGAUGAAAUGAUAGCUGAAUCUACAAAGGAUACAAAUUCUGAUGAUGACUCAUCUGAAGGAAAUGAUGAUCCUGCAUUAUUAAAAGAAUUGCAGAUGCUCACAGGAAAUGAAAUUGUGACAGAAGAGACGGAAAUGCCAGAGAUAACGGAGGAAGAACAAGCAGAAUCUAAUAAAUGUGAAUCUACUACAGAGGAAAAUAAUUCUAUGUAUGAAAUAACCAAAGUAUUGCAAGAAAGACUAACGACUUACGAAAUAGCCGAACAAAUGGCAAGAAAAGAAAAUGAAUCUGGCAAGGCUAGAAGAUAUAACAGAGGUGUAAGAACACUCAAGGCAAUGUUGGUUUCUGUACAAUCAGGUAGAAUUAUAAAUGAAACUGAUAUUCCUCCAUUGUUGCCUCCUUCUGCUACUGCAGAAUCUACAAUUAAAGAUACAGUAAAGGGAAUAUCUUCAUCGACUGAAGUUAAUGAAUCAUCUGCUACAUCAGAUGCAGUUUUAAAUGAUGGCCUUUCUGAACCAAUAGUAGAUGCCACGGUUGAUCAGGAAGCUUUGAAUAAAUUAAAAGAGCAACAGCAAAAAUAUAAGACUGCUGCAGUAGCUUGGAAGAAAGCAGGUAAUAAAGAGCAAGCACUGCAGUAUGUGAAAACUGUAAAACAAUUCGACAUAGUUAUUGCUGCAGUUGCUGCGGGUGAAAAGCUCGAUUUAUCAGAUAUGCCAUCUACUCCAACUUUACCUUCUCCAGCAGAUAUUAUACCAUCAAUGGUAAAAGAAGAAAGCGAAAUUCAACAGCAAGCUUCUACAGAUACAGCUGACUCGCAAGCAAAGCUCGGUCUCGAGAACAUUGAAGGUGCUCUUAAAGAACGUUUGGAAGUAUAUAGGAGAACGAAAGUGGCUGCCGAAGCUGAGGGUAAUACUUCUAAAAUACGCAGAUACAGUAGAAUUUGCAAACAGUUUGAGAACGCUAUUAAGUUAUACACAAAUGGAAAGCCAGUACAUCUGGAUGAACUUCCUGUUCCGCCUGGUUUUCCACCAUUGCUAUCUAAUUCACAAAAUAAAGAUAUUACUGCGCAGUCUGUAGUUCAGCCUAAGUCAUCUGAAGAUAACAUUGUAACAAAGCCUGUGCCAUCAAAAGCACCCAUCCCUUCUCCUAAAGCAGGGGAGAAACCAAGGCACAAGAUUACAUCGCGUGCAGAAAAGCAAAUGAUACAAUUACAACUACGGCAGCGCGAAUUGAAGCAAGCUGCUUUAAAUGCAAAGCAAGAUGGGGAUAUGGAUUUGGCGCGUGAUUAUCUAAAGCAAGCUAAAGGGAUACAACCUUUAAUUGAAGCCAGCAAAGCUGGAUUGCCUGUCGAUAUGAGUUCGAUCCCAUUAUCGCCUCUUGAAAAAGUAGAACUUAAUGUAUGUCAGAAAGAUGAAAAUUUUAUAUUGGUAUCUGCCGAGGAUUUUUUGGAAGGCGCGUGCGGGACAGAUGAUCAAAUUUACGAAAAUCUUGAAACUCAAUUAAUUAAACAAAUUAAGUGGUGUUUAUCUACACGGGAUCACUCAAAAGCAUUAGGUGAUGUUCCUGCAUAUAAUAGAUGGGAACGGCUCGCACUUGGUUACACGCGAGAUUUAGAUAUGCUAAGAGUUCGAAAACGUGAUUUACUGCCACCACCACAACAUCAUUACGAAAUGAAAACGUAUCAAAUAGUACAGAGUUGCACUGAUUUAAACGACAGCGAUAUUGAAAUAUCUAUAAUUAGAGGAAUUAAUUAUCCUCGAGAGGCAGACACAUAUGUUAUGUUUGAAUUUCCAUUUCCGUCGGAUAAUCAUCCCGCGGAUAGAACAUCAACAGUCAAAGAUUCUGCCAAUCCAGAAUACCAAGCUGUAUUUCCGCUGAAUGGGAUUAUAAAUCGCACUUCCAGACAGUGUCAAAGAGCCUUCAAACGACAUGCUUUAAAGUGUGAAGUUUGGGCAAAAGGAGGCUUUUUUCGAAGUGACAGUUUACUGGGUACAGUGAUGGUUAAGUUACAAUCUCUCGAGUCCCAAUGCACUCUACAUGAUUCCUUUUCGCUUAUGGAUGGCAGAAAAGCAACGGGAGGAAAACUAGAAUUAAAAAUCCGGCUCAGAAAUCCAAUUCUUUUUAAGCAAAUAGAAAAUGUCACAGACAAAUGGUUAACUAUUGAUCAAUAAUGAAUGAUUGAAUGCAGUUCAAUAAUUUAUCAUUAAUUUGUCAUUUUUGGAAUUGUGGGGCCUUUAAAAAUAAUGUGCAUCGAGAAUAGAUUACUGCAUUUUUUAAACACACACACACACACACACACACACACAC
This is a messenger RNA of Formica exsecta, 2824 nucleotides long. RefSeq names its product coiled-coil and C2 domain-containing protein 1-like (gene l(2)gd1). The record is from RefSeq and is a predicted model, not a curated record. NCBI's taxonomy places the organism in Eukaryota, Metazoa, Arthropoda, Insecta, Hymenoptera, Formicidae. Gene Ontology annotation, biological process: regulation of transcription by RNA polymerase II. The transcript has 11 exons. Gene Ontology annotation, cellular component: nucleus. The coding region runs from base 286 to 2688 and encodes 800 amino acids. Gene Ontology annotation, molecular function: DNA-binding transcription repressor activity, RNA polymerase II-specific; RNA polymerase II cis-regulatory region sequence-specific DNA binding.